Messenger RNA from Micromonas commoda, 1125 nucleotides. RefSeq lists its product with no specific name. The record is from RefSeq and is a predicted model, not a curated record. Gene Ontology annotation, biological process: DNA repair. The transcript has a single exon. NCBI's taxonomy places the organism in Eukaryota, Viridiplantae, Chlorophyta, Mamiellophyceae, Mamiellales, Mamiellaceae. Gene Ontology annotation, molecular function: DNA-directed DNA polymerase activity; DNA binding. Bases 1 to 1125 code for a protein of 374 amino acids.
AUGGUCGCGGACAACAAGCGCAAGGUUCUCCACGACGACUCGGACGAUGACUUCGCGCCCUCCGCGGAGGCGUCGCCCGUAGAGAAACCGUCGAAGAAGAAGUCGAAGCCCAAGGCGUCGAAGGCCAAACCCGAAACGGACGGUGGCGCCCCGAAGGAGAAGAAGCAGGAGGCGAAUCUCGACUACGGCGUGGACAUCACUUCGUACGACCAGAGCCCCGAGCUCACCGAGAAGUACAGCGCGAUGUCCGUGACGGAGCUCAACCAGUGGCUCAAGGCCAACCGCGUCGUGAAGGGCCCCGCGAACAAGGCAAACCUGGUGGCGAGGUGCGUGGACGGCGAGCUCUUCGGCGCCAUCCCGCCCUGCCCGCGAUGCGUCACGGGCAAGCUGAAGGUUGCGUACGCGUCGCUGGACGCGCACGGGGGUCAGGGCGAUUGGACCUGCCGCGGAAGCUUCGACGAGAGCAUCGGCAUUCGCGUCAAGUGCUACUUCACCGCUCGCCCGGGCGAGGUGACGCGGUUGCCGUGGCGAGAUCUGCACGAUCCCGCGCCAGAGCCCGAGAAGCCCGGAGCGCCCAAGGGCGCAUCCGUCGCCGAAGCCGAGUUCCCGCCGGGAUUCGAGUCGUUCGCCGGCAAGGACGCCGCCGCCGCCGUCAACGACAUCGCCACCGCACUCGGCUUCCAGCUCCCGGCGGAGGGCGCCAGGUCGGAGAUCGGCGCGCAACUCCUGGCGACGAGGAAUGCAGACGGGAAAUGGGACGGCGCCGCGACGCUCAAGGCGCUCCGGGAGUUGUAUCCGCCGCUGACUGCCGAGGAGGCCGCCGGCGGUCCCCCCGCGAAACAUCCGGAUAACAGCGCGUUGGCGUCGUGCCUGGACCACCUCGUGCGGCUCGAGACGAAGCACAAGGAAGCGGACGCGUUCAAGCUCAGGGCGUACAAGUCUGCGGCGAUGGAGAUUAGGGACCUGGACUACGCCAUCACCAGCGGAAAGGCUUGCGCGAAGGCGGGGCCGACCAAGGUGAAGGGCGUCGGGAAGGGCCUGGCGGAGAAGAUCGACGAAUUCUUGAAGACGGGGACGAUGGCCAGGAUCACGGAGCUGGAGAGCAGGACCAACGCCCCCGCGUGA